GAGUCCCGUGGUGCCCCGCGGCGGGCCGCGCAGGCGCGCUGAGCUGCUGCCGGUCAGUCCCGGAGGCUGAGGGGUCGCGCGGUGUCGGGACGGGUCGCCGAGUGGGUCUGCGGCGAGGCGGGGGACGGCGGCCGGCACCAUGUCCAGGCAGGCGAACCGCGGCACCGAGAGCAAGAAAAUGAGCUCUGAGCUCUUCACCCUCACCUACGGGGCUCUGGUCACACAGCUGUGCAAGGACUAUGAAAAUGAUGAAGAUGUGAAUAAACAGCUGGACAAAAUGGGCUAUAACAUUGGAGUCCGACUGAUUGAAGAUUUCUUGGCACGGUCCAAUGUUGGGAGGUGCCAUGACUUUCGGGAAACCGCAGAUGUCAUCGCCAAGGUGGCGUUCAAGAUGUACUUGGGCAUCACUCCAAGCAUCACCAAUUGGAGCCCAGCUGGUGACGAAUUCUCCCUCAUUUUGGAAAAUAACCCCUUGGUGGACUUUGUGGAACUUCCUGAUAACCACUCAUCCCUUAUUUAUUCCAAUCUCUUGUGUGGGGUGUUGCGGGGAGCCUUGGAGAUGGUCCAGAUGGCCGUGGAGGCCAGGUUUGUCCAGGACACCCUGAAAGGAGACGGUGUGACAGAAAUCCGCAUGAGGUUCAUCAGGCGAAUUGAGGACAAUCUCCCAGCUGGAGAGGAGUGACCAUCCCCAGGACUGGAGGGGAGCCCAGCAGGAGCACUGCUUGGAAUCCGAAGCCUCAGAGCUCCCUCGGCCCUUAGGAACUGAGUGACUCUCUAACACGGUUGUUACAUAUUCUUCUAACUGUUUCCAUUCUCCAGGCUGAGAUAGUCUCUUUACCCCACAAGCGCAAGCGUACACAUUCAGGAGGGAAACUCUUUCCUCCAGUUCCCUUCAGAGGGGCUGGAUGAGGCCAUGUUUGGUUGGACUAGAAAGAGCUCAACCGUUUUACAUUCCUCUUUGAAUUUUCCAAAGCAAAACCCGUUUUGACCCCAUUCAGAGAGAGGCAGGCCUCCCCCGUCUUUUCCUGGGCCUUCGGGAAACCAUUGGUGAAUGGCUGUGGAGAAUCCAGGGUUGUGGGACGGGGGAGGAGAGGCCGAUGGGGUGGAUAGGAAUUGCUGGUUGUAGUGUGACACUCUCGUGCUUGCCCGGAAGGAGGAGUCUUGUGCCGGGAACACUGACUACUGGGAAGCCACACAGGUCUCAUUCCUCCCUGCUGUUUGGAGGCAACAUCUCCUCUUUUUACAGAGGGUCCAUCCUUUUUUUCUUACGGUUUCUUCAGUAAAGACACAUUCUUGAGUGAAA
Nyctereutes procyonoides (raccoon dog) is the source of this 1303-nucleotide messenger RNA. RefSeq names its product trafficking protein particle complex subunit 3 (gene TRAPPC3). Gene Ontology annotation, cellular component: TRAPP complex; cis-Golgi network membrane; cytosol. The coding region runs from base 140 to 682 and encodes 180 amino acids. NCBI's taxonomy places the organism in Eukaryota, Metazoa, Chordata, Mammalia, Carnivora, Canidae. Gene Ontology annotation, biological process: endoplasmic reticulum to Golgi vesicle-mediated transport; intra-Golgi vesicle-mediated transport. The transcript has 5 exons. The record is from RefSeq and is a predicted model, not a curated record.